UCACUGGCGUCGUUGCAACCAGGAUGUCCCCUCCCACGCGCAAAGAGGAGUGCAAGCAUAUGCGGCACUAGCAGCGCACAGCACAACCAUAGCAAAACACAAGUUUAGCAGCCAACGCCAGCGCUGAAGAUGCGUGCACAGCGAACACGCCUGACACACAAUCAGCUGGGCCGAAUGUAAGAUGGCCGUGCUUUACUGUCAGUUGGUCAGUAGUGUUUACGAAGUUUGAUGGCUCCGAUGGCUUUGAUGGCUCUAAAGUGUACAACACAAACGCAGCCACCAUGUGAUAGCCAACGACGGGGAUCGAUCGUUUUGCAAUAACAAUCGAUGCACAAACGCGAGCGUCUCCGCUCAAAUGUCUCGACUAGGAAGUUAACCAGGAGAUGGUUCCCAACUUGGAUCAUCUGGGUUGCAAGUCUCAAAUAAUGCACAAUCUACUCCACAGUAACACAAUAUACUGCCUAUUUUAUCACUAAGUUUAAGCAUAACAAGUCAGAGAGCAGCUGCAUUAUGGCCACCAUGAUGUACCCAACUUUGACCAAGUCACAGAGCAUGCGCUCGAAGCGUAAGUCGGCGGUGGAGCUGCUCGCCGAGAGCAAACCCUUCUACGUCAAGUCGGAGGUGGUUCGUGAUAAUACUCAAGUGCUUCCCGUGCGGCCGGCGCCCAACUUUGCUGCUGGCUACGGCACCUACACGCGGAGCAAAUCAGUUAAUGUGACAGGACAUAAUAUUAAUUAUCGGCCGACUACACUACCGCAAUACAUGGCUGUUUCACCGUCGAGAUCAUUGCCGCCAUUAUCGCACAGAAGAUCGGUGCACUCUGGCAGCAGCGACCUGCUGCAGAACAAACUACGGCAAUUACUCGUUUGUGACAGUGCUGAAGAACUGAGCGUUGAGCAGUUGGGUCCGCUGAGCCCACCCGCUGAAUACGCGCAGCGCUGUCACAAGAGUCUACCCGACCUGCAUUGUCGCGCCGAACCCAGCUCGAACAAGAGCAGCAACAAGAGCUUAUCGAACCGGGACAGCGGCGGUUCGAGUGGGCAUUACACCCAGCGGAGUGAACCGGCGCCUCCACCACGACAAUUUCAAGAAGUAAGAAGAGAUUCCGGAUCAAGCACACAGCACAGGGGUUCAUCGUACUAUUGUUGCGCGGAAGGCGAUUGUCGCACUCGUGUGAUUUACCCGCCACCAGUACCGCCGCAUCAACCGCCAUCACAAUUGCCCCCGCCGUCGACGUUCAAGCGACAGAAGUGCCUGCGGUACAAGCGCGACCGGCCAAUCCUGCGCUCCAAGUCGGAUAUCAGUGACAGAUACUGGCGUCCGCCAGAGCCACCUGUCAGCCAUCUUGAGCAGUUUUUCGAGCACCUCGGUCUCACGUCCGACAGCUACGAAGACAUGCUCAGCAACAGCCGCUCGUCGGAGUCGCCCGUCUUCUUUUCGGACGUGUCGACCAUCGACUCUAGCCGACCCAUCGACAACGGCGAUUACUGUGCGCCGGCGGCGUACCGCCCUAGCGAACCGCCGUCGAUAGUUGAACGCAACGCGCGCAUCAUCAAAUGGCUGUGCAAUUGUCGCAAGUCGCAGAUGCUGUGAACACUCGAAUGAAUCAAACAGAUAUCAAUCAAAUAAUUAACGCCGCGCUAUUUACUGACAUCGGGAACAAUAAUUUUUGGUUUAACUUUUAUUGUUAUUUCGGAAAUUUGUGAGAAAUUAUUUACUAGAGUUGUGAUUGAUUCUUAGUUGGCAUGAAUGCAAAUUGCGAUAUUGCUAUUCAUCCAUUGUCAUUCGUAUCAAUUAAGAAUGAGUCGACUUGUAUCGUUAUGACUUUGAAUGUUUGAUAUGCGUGCAUGCGGUGUGCGGCUGGCCAAGCGAGCGAAUGAUUAAUAUUUAUUUAUUUAUUAGACACGUUGAAUGUUGUUACGAAAUUUAAUUGUUUGGAAUUUUGCGCGAUGAAUUACUCGUACCUUGAAAAAAGUCGAUUCGAAGAAACCAGUGGCAAACAUAUUCACAUUUUGCGUGUGUGUGUGCAAUGUCAAACUGAAGAUGAUUUACGUUGUAAUAAGGCCUCGCAUGGCUUUCAGGAAUAACUAACGUCCAACACAUGUGGAGACAUUCCAUUUUGCAAUAUCAGGAGAUUUUUCAAAACACUUCACAAUAUUCCACGUACGCGAGAGUUGUUCCCCGCUUUUUUUCGAUUUUGAGGCUUUUAUUGUGUAAACAAACGAAGUGUAUUUUGUGAUAACCGCGAAACUCUUGCUUUGCGAAUAUGUAACUAAUUUUACUAGGCGAGAAACGAAGUUAAUUUGUUUGAUUCACACAACAUGCUUUACGGAUACAUAUUUUAAUUUCGUCGCGUGCUUUUUGAGUUGAUAAGGACGAAGCCAUCUGCCAUUUUGUCAUAAACGUGAGAAUCUAAAAUUAGCAAACAUGUUGUGAUAUUUGAAUCGGUCGAGUUUUGUUUGACUAUGUUAUCUGCGGUGCGGAUUUGCCUCAUUUUGUAAUUGUUUGAUAAAUCAACACACCGUUUAUUCCAGUACAGAGUCAAUCAUAGAAACAAAUUAAAAUGCGACUUACGGAACAAUUAAAUAACGAGCGAAACGAACGCACCCGGACUUGGUGUGAAACUUGAGCGUAGCCGUAGCGAGAUGUAAACGUGUAGCGUGUGAGUAAUUUUUACUAUUACUGGUAUUCAAUAAGAUGGUCAUAUGACGAUAACUGCGAAUAAUAAUUACUAAUAAGACAUUAUAUUAAAGAUCACUGGAUCAGUGUAAUCAUCAUUAGCGUCGUUACGAUUACCGAAGAGUGCGCAACAAGUAUAUCGAUAUUUAUAGCUAGCGUAUAAAGGAAUAACUAGAAUGAUACACUAAUUAUUAUGAUUGUGUAAAUAACUCGUACGCAGGGCUCGCUCAGAGCGCGCCCCCGCCCAUGUAAUGGACUCGCUGUUUCUAUUAGUUUUACUAUGAAUGCCAUGCGUUACUAUCUAGUCUGUACUUAAAUUCUCAUUGUUUCAAUUAGAAGAACAAACGCAUAGCCUAUCAACACAUCCCAUUCUAAAAAUAUAUUCUACAUAAAACUAUUAA
This is a messenger RNA of Dalotia coriaria, 3080 nucleotides long. RefSeq names its product protein FAM110B. NCBI's taxonomy places the organism in Eukaryota, Metazoa, Arthropoda, Insecta, Coleoptera, Staphylinidae. The record is from RefSeq and is a predicted model, not a curated record.